Messenger RNA from Chanos chanos (milkfish), 2259 nucleotides. RefSeq names its product procollagen-lysine, 2-oxoglutarate 5-dioxygenase 2 (gene plod2). Lineage: Eukaryota; Metazoa; Chordata; Actinopteri; Gonorynchiformes; Chanidae. The coding region runs from base 1 to 2259 and encodes 752 amino acids. Gene Ontology annotation, cellular component: endoplasmic reticulum. Gene Ontology annotation, molecular function: procollagen-lysine 5-dioxygenase activity; iron ion binding; L-ascorbic acid binding. The record is from RefSeq and is a predicted model, not a curated record. The transcript is spliced from 21 exons. Gene Ontology annotation, biological process: peptidyl-lysine hydroxylation.
AUGCAGCUAAGUUCCAUCAUAAUGGGAGCUGAUUUGUGCGUGUGUAAAUUGCUGGAAAUGAUAGAAUCUGAGAUAGAAAUGAUAGAAUCUGAGAAACUUCUGGUCCUCACUGUUGCUACUCAAAAGACAGAUGGCUUCCUUCGCUUCAUGCAGUCUGCAGACUACUUCAACUAUAAUGUGAAGGUACUGGGGAUGGGGGAGGAGUGGAAAGGAGGGGAUGUGGGCAAGUCCAUUGGCGGAGGUCAGAAGGUUCGACUACUGAAGGAGGCUAUGAAAUCUCUGGCUGAUAGAGAGGACUUGGUUGUCUUGUUCGUGGACAGUUAUGAUCUCAUCUUUGCUGGUGGACCUGAGGAGAUUCUGAGGAAGUUCCAACAGGCCAAUCAUAAGGUGGUGUUUGCUGCAGAGGGUUUGAUCUGGCCAGACAAACGUUUGGCAGAGAAGUAUCCCUCCGUCCGCAGUGGGAAACGUUUCCUCAAUUCUGGAGGCUUUAUCGGCUAUUCCCCUUAUGUGAACAAGGUUGUGAAGCAGUGGGACCUGCAUGAUAAUGAUGAUGACCAGCUUUUCUACACUAAGAUUUACCUGGAUCCACUGCAGAGGGAGAGCCUUAAUAUGACUCUUGACCACAAGUGUCAGAUAUUCCAGAAUUUGAAUGGAGCAAUUGAUGAGGUUCUGCUGAAGUUCGGAACAGAUCGAGUACGGGUCAGGAACACGGUGUACGACAGCCUGCCUGUGGUGAUCCAUGGCAAUGUGAACACAAAAAUAUAUUUGAACUACUUGGCCAAUUACAUACCCAAUGCCUGGAACUAUGAGCGUGGUUGUGGUGUGUGCGACAAGGACAUGUUGGAUUUGUCUCAGGUUGAAGAAUAUCCCAGAGUGACAGUUGGUGUAUAUAUUGAGCAGCCAACUCCAUUCUUGCCGGAGUUCUUCCAGCGCCUCCUGUCUCUGGAUUAUCCCAAAGAUAAACUUGACAUCUUCAUUCAUAACAAUGAAGUUUAUCAUGAAACGCACAUCCAGAGGUUCUGGGAAGAAAACAAGAAUGUAUUCCAUAGUUUUAAGGUCGUUGGGCCAGAGGAGAACCUCAGUCAAGGGGAGGCGAGGAACAUGGGAAUGGAUUUGUGUCGCCAGGACCCCACGUGUGACUACUACUUCAGCAUUGAUGCAGAUGUGAUGUUAACCAACAGACAAACACUGAAGCUGCUCAUUGAGCAGAACAGAAAAUUAAUUGGUCCCCUUGUCACUCGUCAUGGCAAACUGUGGUCUAACUUCUGGGGAGCCCUGAGCCUGGACGGUUACUAUGCUAGAUCUGAGGAUUACAUUGACAUUGUGCAGGGAAAGAGGGUUGGUGUCUGGAACAUUCCAUUCAUGGCACAUGUGUACCUUAUAAAGGGUGAGACUUUGAGGACUGAACUGAAGGAGCGAAAUUACUUUGUCUUGGAGAAACUGGACCCAGACAUGGCUCUGUGCAAAAAUAUCAGAGAACUGACAGUACAGAGAGAGAAAGACUCUCCCUCCCCGGAGUCAUUCCAUAUGCUCAGGCCCCCAAAGGGAAUUUUCAUGUACAUUACAAACCGUCAUGAAUUUGGAAGACUGAUUUCCACAGCUAACUAUAACACAUCUCAUUAUAACAAUGAUUUAUGGCAAAUUUUUGAGAACCCUGUGGACUGGAAAGAGAAGUACAUCCACCCCAACUACACCAGAAUCUUCACUGAAAAUUUUGUGGAGCAGCCUUGUCCAGAUGUCUUCUGGUUCCCAGUGCUAUCUGAAAAGGCCUGUGACGAGCUGGUGGAAGAGAUGGAGAACUAUGGCACGUGGUCAGGCGGCAAACACGAAGACAAACGGAUCAGUGGAGGCUAUGAGAGCGUGCCAACAGAUGACAUUCAUAUGAGACAGAUUGGCUACGACAAGGAGUGGUUGCACUUCAUCCGCGAGUUCAUCUCCCCUGUGACUCUUAAGGUCUUCUCUGGGUACUACACUAAGGGUUAUGCUAUCAUGAACUUUGUGGUGAAAUACACUCCUGGCAGACAAGCCUAUCUGAGGCCUCACCACGACUCCUCAACGUUCACAAUCAACAUUGCUCUCAAUCAGAAGGGAGUAGACUUCCAGGGAGGUGGCUGUCGUUUCCAUAGGUAUAACUGCUCCAUUGAGUCUCCCAGAAAGGGCUGGAGUUUCAUGCAUCCAGGGCGACUGACUCACCUUCAUGAAGGACUGCCCGUCACUGGUGGCACACGUUACAUUGCUGUGUCUUUCAUAGAUCCUUAA